Drosophila kikkawai is the source of this 3941-nucleotide messenger RNA. RefSeq names its product Sequence-specific single-stranded DNA-binding protein (gene Ssdp). The record is from RefSeq and is a predicted model, not a curated record. Gene Ontology annotation, molecular function: single-stranded DNA binding; protein binding. Gene Ontology annotation, biological process: positive regulation of transcription by RNA polymerase II. Gene Ontology annotation, cellular component: nucleus. NCBI's taxonomy places the organism in Eukaryota, Metazoa, Arthropoda, Insecta, Diptera, Drosophilidae.
UGUGUCUGUUUGUGUUUCUUGUUGAUUUUGUGAUAAAAUUGCAAUCAGCAGCACGACACUCGCACGGACAAAUAAUAAUAGUAUUCAAAGUAUUAGGGCGACAAACAGUAAAAGUGGUUGUGCAAGAAGAAGCAGCAACAAUCAGGCAGAAAAAAUACCUGAAAAAAAAUAAACGGUAAAACGAAGAAGUAGCGACACACCGCAGAGAGCGCGCUAAAAAGUUUAUAUUGUAAAAAUCCAAAAAGUAAAAGCACAGAGUGUGUGUUUAAUCUCCAUUCGCUCCACGGUAAAAACAAUUUUAUUAAAAUGGUGGAAGUAAUAGAGCGGCGGAGAACGGCUGCGUGAGCCCAAAGCGCGGCCAAUUAAAAAACAACAACAUCGGCAGCAGUAGCAGCAGCAGCAGCCGCUGAAGAAGAACAAGCAGCAAAAGAAGCAGUAGAAGCAGCCGAAGAGGAAACAGCAAGAGCCUCGAAAAGUACAUAAAAGUAUAAAUUUAAAUAAGGUGGAAGUUGGUAGACGAAAAGCGAACUACAAGCGCAAAGAGGAGAGAAAACCGAACCGAACCGAGACCACCUUGCCCCAGCAAUAACAAUACCAGUAGCAGUAGCUCUAGCUUUGGCUCCAGCUCCAGCUUCACCAACAACAAAAACAACAUUAACAACAUCACAAGCCACAACAAAAUGUACGGCAAGUCCAAGACAUCAGCGGUGCCAUCGGAUGCCCAGGCCCGCGAGAAGCUGGCGCUAUACGUGUACGAAUAUCUGCUUCAUGUCGGCGCCCAGAAGGCGGCACAGACAUUCCUCUCGGAGAUCCGGUGGGAGAAGAACAUAACGCUUGGAGAGCCACCGGGAUUCCUACAUACCUGGUGGUGUGUCUUCUGGGAUCUGUACUGUGCUGCGCCAGAGCGCCGUGACCAGUGCGACCACAGCUCGGAGGCCAAGGCCUUCCACGACUACGGAUUCGUUAGCUCCGGCUAUGGAGUGAAUGGCAUCGGACCCGGCGGCCCCCACAAUGCCGGAGGACCGGCACCAAGUCCACUUGGCCAGAUGCCGCCCGGCGGCGAUGGAGGCCCAAUGGGUCCUGGCGGACCGAUGGGGCCCAAUUUCUUCCCCAAUUCGACCAUGCGGCCUUCGCCGCCGACGCACGCAUCCAGUCCUCAGCCGCCGCCGUCUCAGAUGAUGCCAGGCCAGCCGCCGUUCAUGGGCGGACCCCGCUAUCCGGGUGGACCGCGUCCCGGCGUGCGCAUGCAGGGUAUGGGUAACGAGUUUAACGGCCCGCCCGGUCAGCCGAUGAUGCCCAACAGUAUGGACCCCACUCGACCCGGCGGCGGGAUGGGACCGAUGAAUCCGCGCAUGAAUCCGCCACGCGGUCCCGGUGGCAUGGGACCAAUGGGCUACGGCGGACCUGGAGGGAUGCGCGGACCAGCACCCGGGCCAGGUGGAAUGCCACCCAUGGGCAUGGGUGGAGCGGGCGGCCGACCGCCACAGUGGCAGCCGAACGCUUCGGCGCCAUUGAAUGCCUACUCGUCAUCGUCGCCAGGCAACUACGGACCGGGUCCCGGUUCGAAUGGACCGCCCGGCCCUGGAACGCCCAUCAUGCCGUCGCCGCAGGACAACACGCAAGGCGGACCUGUAGGAGGACCUGGUGACAGUAUGUACGCCCUGAUGAAGCCCGAAUUCCCGAUGGGAGGCGGACCAGAUGGCGGAGGUGGUGGAGGCGGACCCGGUGGCAUGGGACCGAUGGGUGGCGGCCCCAAUUCAAUGGGUCCCGUACUUAAUGGCGGCGGUGGACCAGACGGGACUGGCCUGGACGGAAUGAAAAACUCGCCGGCCAAUGGCGGACCUGGGACGCCGCGCGAAGACUCCGGCAGCGGCAUGGGUGACUAUAAUCUGGGCGGAUUCGGAGGACCAGGCGAGAACGAUCAGACCGAAUCGGCGGCAAUUCUGAAGAUCAAGGAGAGCAUGCACGAGGAGGCCAAGCGGUUCGAGAAAGACACAGAUCAUCCGGACUACUUCAUGCCAUAACAACAUCAUCAGCAACAGCAGCAGCAUCUCAACACAGUGGCCGCCGCUGUGGCGGCUGUAGUGGCAGCUGCGGCGUCCAACGGAUCGGCCGGCAGCUCCUCGGCAGCCGCCUCCAUAGCGGCUGCUGCUCUGGGGGCCGCCGCCUCCAACCUGCUCAGCAAUGGCGGCAACAAUUUCUGAAGGCGACGACACACAUAGCAACACAGCAAAUAAGAACGCGGUAGUAGAAAUCCUUGAUACAUAAGCAUAAAGUAAUUAAUAUUUAACGCAUGUAUGAGAAAUUGAGAAAAGCGAAGCAAAAACAAAAGCGAAAACAUAACAGAAAGCCCCUAAAUAUAAUAGACUAAAAACUAAAGCGACAAAAGUAAGCAACAAUUUGUAAAAUGUAAAAUUGUGAAAGGAUCCAAAUGGGCGUUUUGCACUGCCACUGUCCUCGAUCGGCCUUGAUUUCCUGCUGUUGAUUUUUAGAUAAGUUCGUUUUGUCUGUUGUAUUCUAUGCUUAACUUUAGUUUUCGAUCGAAAAUUUAACUAGCAAAGGAGAUAGACGACGCGGGGCAGUGGUGUUGGCAAAACAGAAAAUCUGGAAACACCUAAAGAGAAGGUUGACAAAAACAAGCAGCAAAGGCAACAGCAACACAGCAGUAAUCUAAAUGAGCAAGCAAAUAUAUACUUAAAGUAAUGUUAAACAUGUACGCAACUAGUUAAGUGAGUCCUCGUUUAGUUUAGUCGUUACAACCGAUCACUAAGUAACCUCACACCAGAACCGACUCAUACACCUCCCCCAAAUCAAUCCAAUCAGUCAUCUAUAUCUCGCUUAUAUCGAAGAACGAAAACAAAACAAAUGAAAUCAUAAUCGCGAAUCAGUUUUUUUUUUACGUUGGGCAAGGCGCAACAGAAAAGAAUGAAAUCGAGCAUAAUAUAAAUUAUAUAUUUAUAAUGAUAACACCUAGUUGAGUAUAUAGUUAGCAUUAUUGGACAUGUACCAUAUGGAUAGUCUGUAACUAACUCACGAUCAUACUACCCAUGUACUCUCGAUCUGCUGGCCCGAAUGCCUACGCUUGUCCCUCAAAUUGUAUUCCUCCUAGUUUUUAUUGUACAAAUUGUAAAAUUGGCACUGUCUGUCUCCCCGUCUCUUCGUUUGUUUGUUUUUGUUUGCCUGAAGUUUGUAUUUGUUGUAUUGUUUUGUGUCUUAUUGUUUCUCUCGUGUAUUUAUAUUUUAACCAAACGAACUAAAUUGGAAAGUCGUUUUUUAAGUUCCUUCCAACGGCGAGCAAUACCAUUUUGUAUGAGAUAUGAGAUACGAUCUGUACGAUAAUUUCCCCACAGUUUGCACUCGUUUCGAUUUCCUCACGGCAUCGUGUGUGUGCAUUAGUAGGGACAGCGAACGAAAAUUAUAUAGAACGCUACAUAUAUGUAUGUAAACAUAAUAUAUAUAGACAGAACCCGAAACGGAAGCAGAUACAGAUUGUAGCCUAUUGUAUGCACUUAUUUAUUGCAAGAUAGCUACGCGCAUAACUAUAAGAUUUAGCUGUUUAAUAUGCAUAUAUAAAGUAUAUAUUAUAUAUAUUUCGUAAAAUAACGGCAGCAAGGCAACGGCAAAUUGUAGAAACCUAACCUAAAGAAAGUUUACUUCAAAAUACUACUCUUAAGCUAACAACACGAAUGCUGUACAAACAAAAGUCUAUAAGGUACAUACAACAUAAAUUAUCUUGUGUAUGUCUGUGCUUCGCAUCCUUUUAACGGCGAUGAUACAGCACAUUCGCAUUCGUAGACGAUCGAGCCCGUACGGUAGCAUUAGUUUUGAAGCUAAUUAUUAAGUCCCAGCAACAUAAACAAAUCAAAACUGAGAAUAUAUACCUAACGAGAAACGAAUGAAAUUUCUUUAUAGCAAACACACGAACAUUAACAUACACACAA